AUGAAGGGCAGCAAAGAGACGUCAGGGUUGAAUUGGCAGGCCGAAAAUGGUGCAUGGAGCCAGGACAUGGUGCGACAAGCGUACGCACCAUCUUCCCCGGGAGCAGAGGGUAUAGAAGAGGCUCAUGCCUGCAAUGAGAAUGAGCCAGAUGAUGACGGUCCCAAUGUAGAGCCACUUGAUAAGGUGGGCCUUGAGUUUCAUGAGCAGCCAGAGCUGCAUCAAAAACUGGACCAGCAACGAAAACCUGCAGCAGAUAACAGCUGGUCAAAAGGUUGCGCCGGACGCGGCAAAGCACGGGUCUCCUUGGUGGCGGGUUCGGAAGAAGCCCGGGCUGGCUCGUACGUGACAAACUGCAGGCAGAUGGGUACGGCGUAG
Molecule: messenger RNA, 375 nt
Organism: Monosiga brevicollis MX1
Lineage: Eukaryota; Choanoflagellata; Craspedida; Salpingoecidae
Exons: 1
Coding region: 1-375 (124 amino acids)
Source: RefSeq, a predicted model, not a curated record